AUGGUACAGGACGUACAGGACGUACAGGACCCUGGCUACUUGACCUAUAGAUGGAUAGCCUUUGCCUUAUGGUCGGGAUCCUUCCACCGUGUUGGUGACAUUGACGCUGAGGCGAGGCCGACCAGGCCGGAUGUCGCGACUCCCGGUACUGCGACAGCCAAGAGCGUCCGUCUUCCGUCUCCUGGAGAUUCUGCUCCGGAGAAAGAUUAA
Messenger RNA from Cordyceps militaris CM01, 210 nucleotides. RefSeq lists its product as uncharacterized. NCBI's taxonomy places the organism in Eukaryota, Fungi, Ascomycota, Sordariomycetes, Hypocreales, Cordycipitaceae. The coding region runs from base 1 to 210 and encodes 69 amino acids. The transcript is spliced from 2 exons. The record is from RefSeq and is a predicted model, not a curated record.